AUUGGCUUUCAGUGCGGCCUCUCCUUAUAGAUCCAUGCCUCUGCUCCAUGCGUCUCAUUUCUAAAUCGUCUCUGAUAUAACGACCUGGUUCGACCUGCAGCCCCGCGAUUCAGAUUCUGGUCUCCUACUACUGAAAAGCAACACUAAACAUGUCGGACGAAGGUAAAUUGUUCAUCGGCGGACUGAGCUUCGACACCAACGAGGAAUCUCUGACUGCGGCCUUCAGCAAAUAUGGCUCCAUCGAGAAAGUCGACGUGAUCAGAGACAAAGAGACGGGGAAUUCCCGCGGUUUCGGCUUUGUGAAAUACGACAAUGCCGAAGAUGCUAAAGAUGCUAUGGAUGGCAUGAACGGCACAACUCUUGAUGGCCGGCCAAUCCGUGUAGAUGAAGCAGGAAAGGGCGGACGAAGCAGGACCAAUUUUGGAUCAACAAGAGGACAACGAGGCGGAUUCGGAGGGCGCGCGAGAGGAGGAAGCGGCGGCGGAGGAGGAUAUGGCGGAGACCGCAACUACGGCGAAAGAAGCUACGGCGGCGGCGGCGGCGGCGGCGAAAGAAGCUAUGGCGGCGAGGGACGGUCUGGUGGUGGCGGCGGCGGCCAGUACAGAAGCGGAGGCGGAGGCGGAGGCGGCGGAUAUUCCGGCUACAGAGACAGCAGGGGUCAAAGUGGCUACAGUGACCGCGCGGGCUCCUAUCGCGACAAUUACGAGUAAAAAUCUCCCCGAUUCAAGAUAAUCGUUUGGCUGGCUGUAUUUCAAAGAUGGCGCCUCAAGAAAAAUGUCCACGUGUUUUUGCUGACCUUAGUUUUGUAGUUCUGUUGUAGUAGCUCGAGCAUCUAACUGUAACCAUGAUUUUGUCAUUCCAUUUCAAAGUUCAAGACUAUUUACCUUGCUUGAUUGGACAUUUAUUCAUUAAAGGUCGUUUGUUAACUAAAAUGCUUUGUGUAAUCUGAUUAGUUCUGUCCCAAUUUGAGGGCCGAACAAUGGCUCGCCACGUGGCUUCGCGUUGAACAGCCAUUAGCAUCGCCGUAGACUUUUUGUCCACCACGUAAAGUGUUUCUUGAUUUUGAUUCCUUAUUUAGUUUAGUUUUUUUUGUAUAUUGAAAUAUCCGAUGGGGCUUGUUUUUUCUUUCACUUAUUUCCCCUCAGUCGCUGUGGUCGAAUACCUAUUGCCAGGUUUUAAACGGAGUAAGGACAGAAAUCCAAUUACGCUUAAACAGACUUUUGGGGGAAUUUAAUGCUAAAUUCCUUUUACCAUUAAACACUUUGUCAGACUGCUACACAUCCGAAGUGACCGGCUGUUUUAAGUUGCAAAAUUGCAGCAUGCUCCAGUCUGUCCAUGGUAUCUUCUGUGCUCUGCUCAACAUUUUAAUGUGCUGUAAAAUGGAUUGAAAAUUGUUUAAGUGACUGAAAAAAUGUAACUUCAUUUCCCCAAAGUAUUCUCUCAACCGGGAUCGGUUGUGUACUUUAUGUUCUUUGUAUGAUCAGCCUUUUUCUUAUUUCUUUUGUCAGUUCGGCUUCAUGGAGCCCAUUAAACAGACUGUGGAAAAAAAUAAAGAUACUCUAUACUAGAA
Cottoperca gobio is the source of this 1570-nucleotide messenger RNA. RefSeq names its product cold-inducible RNA-binding protein B-like. Gene Ontology annotation, molecular function: RNA binding. The transcript has a single exon. The record is from RefSeq and is a predicted model, not a curated record. Lineage: Eukaryota; Metazoa; Chordata; Actinopteri; Perciformes; Bovichtidae. Bases 150 to 710 code for a protein of 186 amino acids.